Molecule: messenger RNA, 2244 nt
Organism: Tuber aestivum (summer truffle)
Lineage: Eukaryota; Fungi; Ascomycota; Pezizomycetes; Pezizales; Tuberaceae
Source: the annotation of a GenBank genome assembly
ACACCAAACCAGCCAGGAGUUCCGGGUCCUAGUACGGCUACGCCGGCGCCCGAGCAGUCAGGACAAACACAGAUACCACCAUCAUGGUGCCUCCCUCCGCCACAUACAGAUUCCCCACAGUGCACAUCUCGUGUCCGUGCGACGAGUCCAUAGCCAUUACGCCCAAGUCCCCCACCAAGCCUGGCGCGCCGGCAGUACCAGAGGAAGAUCCGGAUGAGUCUGAGGAGGAAACCUUCGACCCCCGAGCGCCUCGUUCCAACUUCUCGCUCUUCCCCCUAGAUAAUCUACUAUAUUGCGAGGAUUGUAAACAGAUUCGGUGUCCUCGUUGCGUGCACGACGAGAUUGUUUGCUUUUUUUGUCCGAAUUGUUUGUUUGAAGUACCAUCUUCUACUGUUAAGACGGAUGGAAACCGGUAUCCCUCUCCCCUCGCUAGAUGGUUUGAGAUGGCGUGGGGCUGACUGGGGGGUGUCUUAUGGGGACAGGUGUACGCGAAAUUGCUUCUCGUGUCCAAUAUGCUUCGCCUCCCUGGUUGUGGCACCCACGGGUGAGGGACAGGCAGGCCCAUACAUACUCCUGUGCAAUCACUGCCUCUGGUCAUCUGGAGAGAUAGGAAUCGAGUUCGAGAAGCCAACGUCUAUCGCUGCACAAUUGGCCGAGAAGCUGAAGCCUCCUGCUCUUGCCAGGGCCAGCUCGGGAUCUUUCACCUCUCCGCUUUCCCCAAUGUCAGCAUCUUCCGAGGGUUACUUUCCCUCCACGGGCGCUCCGACUAUUAUCACUCCGGACGAUGAGGAGGAUAAGAGGGAACUGAGCCCCGAGGAGCGGUUUAUCGGGCUUAAAGCGCAUUACGCACAACAAAAGGCUGGGGCGGGAGCGGAUGAGUACGGUAGCUCUCCUGGGGCGCUAUCACGGCUUAUGGGGCUGAUUUCUGGCCUUGGGUCUGGCAGUCGGAGCCGGAGUUUUGGCCGGGGAAUUGGGGGAUUUAGUAAUAUUGGUGGGAAGGGGAAAGUUGAAUGGACUGAGUGGGAUGCGGUCAAAGGGAUUGGGGAUGAUGAGGAGGAGCUAGUUGAGAGGAUCAAGGAAAUUGGGUUUGCUGGAACGACAAAUAAAGAGCAGAGAAUUGCACAAAACCAUCAACCGAGAUUCAUCCAGGAUCUUAGGCCUCUCGCAACAAUACUGAGGACGAAGAGGUCCAAAAGGUGCAGAGCUUGCAGGCAUAUCCUUGUCAAGCCAGAGUCGAAACCUACUACCAUCAGGUUCAGAAUAAAGCUUGUGGCGAUGUUUGUCCCGCCAAUUCUUCCUCCCUCACUUCAACUCAGAUGCUAACCAUUUAACAGGAACUACAUACCAGCACUCUCAAUCUCCCGCUUAGACCCAACAACAUUCAACUAUUCUGCGCUCACCCCCCUCUCGACCCAUCAAUUCCUCUUAACAAUCACAAAUCCCUUAUUCGACCCCAUAAACAUCACCCUUGCCACACCGGCCAAAACGCCAGGAAGCUACCCCUCGACCGUAACAAUCCUCUGCCCAACCUUCGAAGUAGGCGCAAACACCGACGUCUGGGACGAGGCCUUGCAGACAACUGCAAACACGCCAACUGCCGCCAUCAAGAAGGGACGGAAAACUGGAAUGCUGAUCGGCACCGUCUGGGACCUAGGCAGGAACUGGACAACCGUGGUUAUAGAACUCGUGCCACCGCUACUCCCACUCCCCGGGGAAUUGGACGAGGACGGGGACGAGCUUGCUACCGAAGAUGACAGGCUCGUUCAGGUUCCCGUGUCGGUACGUGUAGUUUACGAGACUGAUCUUGAGAGGGACGAUGGCGGUCUUGGGAAGGAGGCGAAGGAGAAGAGAGAGCACACAUACUGGAGUGUGCUGGGACUAGGGAGGAUCUCAGAGAAGAUGCCUACCACGGCUGUUGAGGAUGUCGCCGGGCCAUCGGCAGCACGGCCAACGAGCCUGGUUUCUAUAGCGGGGAAGGGUGUUGCUGGGAGAGGCGGUGCCAGGGAGGAAGCUGGUGAGAGUAGAGCAAAUAGGCAUUCUGUCAGGUAGGUUUAUGUGGGGGUGGUAUGAUAGUUAAUGCUUGUGAAUAAUAAUUUCGACAUCCUACGAUUCUGUAUCCCCAUGUUACUGCGGUAUCAUACAGUAUUACAUGCAAUGCUGCCAACCAUUUCGCCGCCACCUACUGUAUGAUAGCCGAUAGCGGACAUUGUACUAGUAGAACCGCUCGCCUCUCUGAUUCGUACC